AUGAGUGAUUUUUGAGAUUUUAAUAUCUCGCGAAGGAAACAUUCUUUUGAGCUAAAAUUUUCGGGGCAUUCUGCUCACAACUAGAUCUAUCUAUGGGCAAAAUCUCAACCCGAAAUAUCGUCAUUCGAUAUUUUGGUAAAUACCAUGCCAUAGGCUGUAAUUUCAGUAAAAUCCCUGUAACUCUGAACAGAAGGCCUAAGGGCCGUUAUCCUUUUGGAGUUUUUUAUACUUCACUGGGGUUUACCUUAUGCACAGGGUCCGAACUCAAAAGCGAUUGGACAGUUGGGGACCUUCCCUCGUAAGUUUGAUCUUGAGUUUUGUGAUCUAAAAAUGCACAAGGAGAAAUAGACGAUGCUGAAGUCAGUCAACAAGAGUGCAUAGAAGUUACCUUCUCAUUUUGAUAAGUAGUAACGGCGAUGAAUGAAGCCAUAGGAAAUAUUCGCGAGUGAACGAGCAAAUUUGCUUGACCCGAUGAUUGAUGUUGCAGAAUUUGAAUUUGAGGCUCAUACUUGUGCAUUGGUUUGAGAGCAAUCUAGAGGGUGUGGGUGGGGUGUGGGUGUGGGUGGGUGUGAGUGUGGGUGUGGGUGUGGGUGUAGGUGUGGGUGCGGGUGUCGGUGUGGGUGUAGUUAUGCAUCUUACCUUCAUACAACACACACGCUCACACCCACACCCACACCCACACCCACACCCACCCACACCCACACCCUCAACAUUUCACAAUUAUUAAUUACCGUUAUCAUAAUGAUACGAUUGAAACAUCAUCUGAACUUGGUUUACAAACUCGAAUCUUAAAAGUGAAAUAUCAGAUUUUUCAUAAAACAGUAUUAUCUGGAAAUAAUGGUAUCUUAAAAAAUAUUGACAAGGAUUUACUCGACCAUUUGUUGGAUCGUCUUGUUCGACGAGGUAUUUUGAAAAAAGGAAAUUGUUUACAAUCAGAAAGAUCGAUUAAGUACGAAUCGUACAUAAAAUAUUUACCAUGUGCUUUAACUGAACAGCAACAGUUAUCAGUCCAAUUGAAAAAGCAUGAUAUCUCUUACGAAGAAUAUUAACAAUUAUUUCAAGAAAGCGAAAUUUCACCUCCAUCAACUCGAGUAACUCCAUAUGGUAAACUCGAAUUAGAAAAACAAAAUAUGGUUUUUGGCGAUACUCAUGAUGUCCAACGGCAACAAUCUUCUGCAUCACAAGAUAGUGGAACACAAAGUGAACGCAAUCAAAAUACUACCAAUAAGGAUCAUUCCAGUUUAAAUGUACAUGUUCCACAGCAACAAUCCAAUGAAUUGGAAUUACUUGCAAAUCAAAAUUCUUUGUCUUCAAAUCUUGUUCGAGAAAUUGAAUCGUUACAAAGUCCAAACUCAAAUCGUGAAAAAAUUUCCAACGAACAAUUUCUAAAUUCUUCGUCAAUGUCAUCAACUUCAUUAUCUUCAACAUCUCAAACAAUUACAUUUGAUCCAGUUGCAGCAUUGGCAAAUCCUUCAUCGAUACCAAAGCAUAUUCUAGAUAAAUGUAAACAAUUUCUUUUAUCCAGUUCACCUGUAAUUACACGAACAUGCUGGAACCGACGGUUUGGUGGCAAUGCCAAUGUGUGCUAUCAAGCAACACAAUUAUUACUAACAGCUGAUUUAUUGAUGGAAGGUCAAUUAAUAGUAUGUUCAACAAAAUCUUCUACUAAUUGGAUAAAAAAAUUACCAACUGAUCCAACAAAUACAACAACAACCUUGAGCUUUCAACAAAACAAAUUAAAUAUUUUUGGAAUAACAUGGAAUCAAUAUGUUUCAUCUUUUCAACAACUGGAAUUUGGUCAUAGUCGUUCAUCAGGUUUGAUAUCACAAGCUGCAGCAACAAUUCUUGGUUCUAAACCAUAUCUUGAUAUUGGAUUUAUCUUGGAUGAAACAAUUAUUUUUGAAAAAAAGGAAAAAAAAACAUUUGUAGCCCAUCGACAAGAUCAAACAGAACCAGCAAAUUUAAGUUUAACAUCAGUUCAAGAUAUCCAUCUGACUUCGUUUUCAGAACAAGAAAAUUCAAAUGCAAUACAUACAGAUUCAACAGCAUCCAUUGUUACCCAAUCUUUACCAAUUAGUGAUACAUCUAAUAUUUUAAUACAAUCAACAUUAUUUAGUUCAGCACCUAUUGAAACAUCAUUCAAUAACCCAACAUCAAAUGCACCAUCAACACCUAAACGAACAAGACGUGAAUUAAGUCCUAUGAAAACCAGAUCAAAAACUCAACGUCUCGAUAAGUGCGAUGAACAAUAA
Molecule: messenger RNA, 2252 nt
Organism: Rotaria sp. Silwood2
Lineage: Eukaryota; Metazoa; Rotifera; Eurotatoria; Philodinida; Philodinidae
Source: the annotation of a GenBank genome assembly